Molecule: messenger RNA, 3656 nt
Organism: Suncus etruscus (white-toothed pygmy shrew)
Lineage: Eukaryota; Metazoa; Chordata; Mammalia; Eulipotyphla; Soricidae
Gene: PCDH19
Product: protocadherin 19
Exons: 5
Coding region: 19-3312 (1097 amino acids)
Biological process (GO): homophilic cell-cell adhesion
Cellular component (GO): plasma membrane
Molecular function (GO): calcium ion binding
Source: RefSeq, a predicted model, not a curated record
GCAGAGCCCCGCGCUGCCAUGGAUUCACUCCUGCUGCCAUUGUUGCUACUAUUGGCCAUACUGUGGACGCAGGCUGCUGCUCUCAUUAACCUUAAAUACUCAGUAGAAGAGGAGCAGCAUGCCGGAACAGUGAUCGCCAAUGUCGCCAAGGAUGCUCAGGAUGCUGGCUUUGCUCUGGACCCACGCCAAGCCUCAACCUUCCGUGUGGUCUCUAACUCAGCCCCACACUUGGUGGAUAUCAACCCCAGCUCAGGCCUGCUGGUCACCAAACAGAAGAUUGACCGAGACCUACUGUGCCGCCAGAGCCCCAAGUGUAUCAUCUCACUGGAAGUCAUGUCCAGCUCAAUGGAAAUCUGCGUGAUUAAGGUGGAGAUAAAAGACCUGAAUGACAAUGCUCCCAGCUUUCCAGCAGCACAGAUCGAGCUGGAAAUCUCAGAGUCAGCCAGCCCUGGCACACGCAUCCCUCUGGACAGUGCCUAUGACCCGGACUCAGGCAGCUUUGGUGUGCAGACAUACGAGAUCACACCUAAUGAUCUGUUUGGCCUGGAGAUAAAGACGCGUGGUGACGGCUCACGCUUUGCAGAACUCGUGGUGGAGAAGAGCUUGGAUCGAGAGACACAAUCGACCUACAACUUACACAUCACUGCACUCGACGGGGGCAAUCCACCACAUCUGGGCACUGUUGGCCUCAGCAUUAAGGUGACUGACUCUAACGACAAUAAUCCAGUUUUCGGAGAGUCCACCUAUACCGUGAGCUUGCCAGAGAACUCACCUCCUAACACGCCAGUCAUCCGCCUCAAUGCUAGCGAUCCAGACGAGGGCACCAAUGGCCAGGUGGUCUACUCUUUUUAUGGCUAUGUCAACGACCGAACCCGUGAGCUUUUUCAAAUUGACCCUCAUAGCGGCCUGGUUACAGUCACCGGUGCCCUGGAUUAUGAAGAGGGUCACGUGUAUGAACUAGACGUGCAAGCCAAAGACAUGGGACCUAAUUCCAUUCCAGCACACUGCAAAGUCACCAUCAGCGUUCUGGAUGCCAAUGACAACCCACCAGUUAUCAACUUGUUAUCUGUCAACAGUGAGCUGGUGGAGGUGAGCGAGAGUGCGCCCUCGGGGUAUGUGAUUGCUCUGGUGCGGGUUUCUGAUCGGGACACGGGACUUAAUGGGCGUGUUCAAUGCCGCUUACUGGGCAAUGUGCCCUUUCGACUACAGGAAUAUGAGAGCUUUUCCACUAUAUUAGUGGACGGACGACUAGACCGGGAACAGCACGAUCAGUACAACCUUACAAUCCAAGCCCGAGAUGGUGGCGUGCCCAUGCUGCAGAGUACCAAGUCUUUCACUGUGCGCAUCACUGAUGAGAAUGACAACCAUCCACACUUUUCCAAGCCCUACUACCAAGUAAUUGUGCAGGAGAACAAUACUCCAGGGGCAUAUUUGCUAUCCGUGUCAGCCCGAGACCCUGACUUGGGUCUCAAUGGCAGUGUUUCCUACCAGAUUGUACCAUCACAUGUAAGGGACAUGCCUGUCUUCACCUAUGUCUCCAUCAACCCCAACUCAGGAGACAUUUAUGCACUGCGGUCCUUCAACCACGAACAGACCAAGGCGUUUGAAUUCAAGGUACUGGCCAAGGAUGGCGGCCUGCCCUCCCUACAGAGCAAUGCAACAGUGAGAGUCAUCAUCCUUGAUGUUAAUGACAAUACUCCGGUCAUCACCACCCCACCCCUAAUAAAUGGCACUGCGGAAGUUUAUAUUCCUCGAAACUCUGGUAUAGGCUACCUUGUGACUGUUGUCAAAGCUGAUGACUAUGAUGAAGGUGAAAACGGUCGGGUCACUUAUGACAUGACCGAUGGAGACAGAGACUUCUUUGAAAUAGAUCAGGUCACUGGGGAAGUCAGAAUCACUCGCACCUUCAGUGAGAGCUCCAAGGCAUCCUAUGAGCUUAUUGUGGUGGCCCAUGACCAUGGCAAGACGUCUCUUUCAGCUUCAGCACUUGUCAUAAUCUACUUGUCUCCUGCUCUAGAUGCCCAAGAGUCAAUGGGCACAGUGAACUUGUCCCUGAUUUUCAUUAUAGCCCUGGGCUCCAUUGCAGGGAUCCUCUUUGUCACGAUGAUCUUCGUAGCAAUCAAGUGCAAGAGAGAUAACAAAGAGAUCAGGACCUACAAUUGCAGAAUCGCUGAGUACUCCUAUGGACAUCAAAAGAAAUCAAGCAAGAAGAAAAAAAUCAGUAAAAAUGACAUACGUCUGGUACCCAGGGAUGUGGAGGAGACAGACAAGAUGAAUGUUGUCAGUUGUUCCUCUCUGACCUCAUCCCUCAACUAUUUCAACUACCACCAGCAGACACUGCCCUUGGGCUGCCGUCGCUCUGAGAGCACUUUCCUGAAUGUUGAGAACCAGAACACCCAUUCUAGCAGCGCCAAUCACAUCUAUCAUCAUUCUUUCAACAGCCAAGGCCCACAGCAGCCAGACUUGAUUAUAAAUGGUGUCCCACUGCCUGAGACUGAAAAUUAUUCUUUUGAAUCCAACUAUGUGAACAGCCGAGCACAUUUAAUCAAAAGCAGUUCCACCUUCAAGGAUUUAGAGGGCAACAGUCUGAAGGACAGUGGGCAUGAGGAAAGUGACCAGACUGACAGUGAACACGACGUCCAGCGAAGCCUGUAUUGUGAUACUGCUGUCAAUGAUGUGCUGAACACCAGUGUGACUUCUAUGGGAUCCCAGAUGCCUGAACAUGAUCAGAAUGAAGGAUUACAUUGCAGGGAAGAAUGCCGGAUUCUUGGUCAUUCUGAUAGGUGCUGGAUGCCUCGGAACUCCAUAACCACCAGCUCCAAGUCCCCUGAGCACAUGAGGAACAUCAUUGCACUGUCCAUUGAAGCUACUACUGCUGAUGCUGAGACAUAUGAUGACUGCGGCCCCAUCAAGAGGACUUUUGCGACCUUUGGAAAAGAUGUCAGUGAUCACCUUGCUGAGGAAAGACCCACACUGAAAGGCAAGAAGACUGUUGAUAUUCCCAUUUGUAGCCCUAAGGUGAGUGAUGUGAUUCGGGAGGCAGGCAAUGGCUGUGAGGCUAUUAGCCCUGUCACCUCCCCUUUGCACCUCAAGAGCCCUCUGCCCACCAAACCUAUAUCUUUCACUGUUGCUCUGGCACCUCUGGCCCGAGAUAUAGAGAAGUAUUUAAACAACGACACAUCUCAACCCUCUGAAGCUGAACCCCGUAAAGCCGAUAGUGAGACUGUCGUGUCUGAGGUCAAUCCUAUUAUCAAGGAGUGUCUUGAAAAAGAGUCUCCUGGAGUAAAGCAUCUGAAGGAUAUCAUACUCUAAAUCAGAAGAGAGAGAAACUAUACUGACCGGUGAAAAAGCUGGAGCUAAUAUUUUUACUUGUUUACUUAUAGCUGAUUCUCGAGUGGUUUUAUUUUAGAGCUUUCCCUAAAUGUAUUGUUUAUAAAUGUCUAUCAUUCUGUGACAAUCCAUCUCCUUUUAAUAAGCAGCAGGAGUUUUCAGAUGGAGCAAAUUUGCUUUUAGUUGAGUUGUUCUUGGGGCCUUGGUGUUAGGAACACAAAAACAAUUUCACUUGUGAAAAGUAUUAUGUAUAAGUAUUUGAAUUUCUAUUUUUCUAUGUCAAAUGAUAAUAUAGAUUACCAUCAAUUAUAAAGGGUUAUAUUAAA